Messenger RNA from Ostertagia ostertagi, 408 nucleotides. Lineage: Eukaryota; Metazoa; Nematoda; Chromadorea; Rhabditida; Trichostrongylidae. The record is from the annotation of a GenBank genome assembly.
AUGAAGAUCCGUCCCAUGCAAAACGUUCACUUCCCGAAGCGAAAGAAAGAGCCUCGUAAGGCUGGACUUCUUGACAUCAUGAGAGGUGCUUCAUGUAUUGACUACGCCUUUCUUCUCACCGGUAUUGUGUUUAGCAUCGUCAACGGAGCUAUCUUGCCGUUCAACUCGCUUAUAUUCAAAGGAAUGGCAGACACGCUGAUUGCUGGCGAAAGAAAUCACUCAAGAAACGAGCUCGACAUUGAGGUGUUCUCGUCAAAUGUGCUAUUCUAUUGCGGACUCUAUCUCGGCCUCGGAGUUGCACUUCUUGCAUUCGGAUACAUCGCCGUGAGGAAUAUGAUAACCUACGAUAUAAGCACAAGAGUGGUCCAGCCCAAGUGCAGUGAGGAGUUUUGGGGAGGCUUUUGCUGA